Messenger RNA from Dufourea novaeangliae, 2184 nucleotides. It is a transcript of the gene CtBP, whose product is annotated as C-terminal-binding protein. The record is from RefSeq and is a predicted model, not a curated record. NCBI's taxonomy places the organism in Eukaryota, Metazoa, Arthropoda, Insecta, Hymenoptera, Halictidae. The coding region runs from base 621 to 2054 and encodes 477 amino acids. Gene Ontology annotation, molecular function: oxidoreductase activity, acting on the CH-OH group of donors, NAD or NADP as acceptor; NAD binding; transcription corepressor activity. The transcript has 8 exons.
UCCAGUGAGGGAGAGAGUCGCGAGCGUAGUUCCGCGCAUUGUCGACCAAUUUUUUCGUCGAAUCGAGGGAUUUUCGCGAACAACUGGGGCGUCGGGCGGGCGCGCGUCACCCCAGUGCCCGUAUCCGAGCGAGUAUCGUUCCACGGGAGGCUUGAGGUCACCCGUGGACGCCGGAAGAACCCGUACGUGUGAAUCGGAAUCGCAGUCGAGGCGCCGCGCGUAUAGUCCCGAUAAAGAUACACCGUAAGAACGCCGUGUGAGAGAGAGAGAGUGAAUACAGUUUGGUGUACGCAGUGUAGCCGGUGAAAAAUACUCGAGUACCACCCGGGAGUACUGGUGGGCCCGAGGAAUACAGGGAGAAUCGCCUCCGACAGGAGACGGUGUUCAACAAGUCGUGAUGUGUUGGAGGUUCGGCGGUCCUUGUCCAAAAACCGACCAGAAAUCAGUGUUAGGAAAGCAAUUUGUGUGACAAAGCAUAAAAGUGCAAAAUUGUACACCCAGACAUACGAAGAGGCUUCCUUACCAGUGGACAGUAGGACUUCCUUGGAAGAAAGCAAAUAUUUUUAGUGACACUGAGAGUACAAGUGAAAACUUUUAAAAUUGGGGGGGCUGUUUGACCGAUGGACAAACGGAAGAUGAUGCCCAAACGCCCUCGAAUGGAGAACCUGAGGGGUCCUAUUGCAAAUGGACCCAUUCAGACACGACCGUUAGUGGCUUUGUUAGAUGGCAGAGACUGCUCUAUUGAAAUGCCUAUCCUCAAAGAUGUCGCAACUGUGGCCUUCUGUGAUGCACAGUCUACAUCUGAAAUUCAUGAAAAGGUACUAAAUGAAGCUGUAGGAGCAUUAAUGUGGCACACCAUAAUUUUGACAAAAGAAGAUCUUGAAAAAUUUAAAACUUUACGGAUCAUUGUAAGAAUUGGAUCUGGGGUAGAUAACAUAGAUGUCAAGGCAGCAGGAGAACUUGGCAUUGCUGUGUGCAAUGUGCCCGGCUAUGGCGUUGAAGAAGUAGCUGACACCACUCUUUGUCUCAUUCUAAAUUUAUAUCGACGUACGUACUGGUUGGCAAACAUGGUACGCGAAGGAAAAAAAUUCACAGGUCCAGAACAGGUCAGGGAAGCUGCAACAGGAUGCGCAAGGAUACGGGGUGACACACUUGGAAUAGUGGGGCUAGGUAGGAUUGGCUCUGCCGUCGCAUUGCGUGCCAAAGCAUUUGGUUUCACUGUCAUCUUUUACGAUCCCUAUCUACCAGAUGGAAUUGAAAAAUCUCUUGGUCUUAAUAGGGUCUACACAUUACAGGAUUUGCUAUUCCAGUCAGACUGUGUAUCCUUGCAUUGUACCUUGAACGAGCACAACCACCAUUUAAUUAAUGAAUUCACUAUAAAACAGAUGAGACCCGGCGCCUUUUUAGUCAAUACAGCAAGAGGUGGUCUGGUAGAUGAUGAUGCAUUAGCCGCAGCGCUGAAGCAAGGCAGAAUUCGUGCAGCAGCACUCGAUGUACACGAAAAUGAGCCAUACAACGUCUUUCAGGGUCAGUCCUCGCAGUGUCCAUUGAAAGAUGCGCCCAAUCUGUUGUGCACACCACACGCAGCAUUCUACAGCGAUGCAAGUUGCACCGAACUUCGUGAGAUGGCAGCCAGUGAAAUACGAAGAGCUAUCAUCGGUCGCAUACCCGACUGCUUGCGAAACUGUGUGAACAAGGAAUACUUCUUUUCCUCAACCGGCAGCUACCCUGAGGGGAUCAACGGCGGAUACUAUUCCGGGGGGCUGCCCGUUCAACAGGCGCAUUCAACGACUCCUCACGAUUCUGCACCCCCACCUCCUGGUGGGCAUUCCGUCGUCGGCGGCGGUGGUGGUGGGGGUGGUGGCGGACCGAACUCCUCUGCAGGCGGUGCAGGCGCCGGGGGUCCGACAGGCCCUACGGGUCCAACGGUAGGUGGCGGUGGGGCUGGAGGCCCUGCUUCAGCUCCUCCUACUGCUGGAUUAACCGGUAUACCACACAGCAUAGUGAGCGAGCCUGACCCCCGGCCAAGCCCACCUGCACCGAGCCCUCGUUGACCUUGAACCCCCGACGUCCACUCCAGCACCACCCUCCGAUCUAAUUUCCCUUAGCCAUUCACACACGACCUCCGACGACAAAUGGCCGAUUGACUAACGUGUGUCGUGCACGAUGUGCCCAAAAAAAAAA